ACGAAACUUUAAUAAUUAAGUAGUACGACUCAUCGACGAGUCAGUAGGACUCUUGUCUGUGAUCUCGUCAUGCUACGAUUGAAAAAAAAGCAUAAAUCAAUAUUAGAUUAAUGAUGCGAGAGUUAUAGAGUAUUUGUAAAAUGCAUAAUCACGUGAAACACUUAAUUUUUUACGCUUCUCCAUUUUUACAACGUUCUAAGAGUAAUUAUCGCAUGUGACAGCGAAUAGUGUGCGUUUCCGAAUCUUCCUUCAAAUGUUACAAGCGCUAUGGCGAUCGGCUAACGUUGCUUCUCCUGUCUUCGUCUCGUCGGAAUGGAGGCAUCCGCUAAAAUUCCUCUUCCAUUAGAACCUAUAAAGUCGAACCAAGUCGAAGAUAGGCGCUUAUGGGUGGGCAAUUUAGAUUUGAGAAUUAAUGAGUACCAACUCCUGAAACUUGUCCAAAAAUAUGGCACAAUCGAAAAGUUCGACCUGCUGUUUCAUCGGUCGGGACCUCAAGCUGGUCAACCAAGAGGAUAUGCGUUUGUUACCUAUAAAACAAUACAAGAUGCCAAAACAGCAAAAGAUGCUUUACAUAACUUGAAGGUUGGAGCCAAGAAUAUUAUUGUCAGAUGGGCACAUAGUGUCAGCGAGUCGGAAAUGGAUAAGCCAAAACCAAAAAUAGAUAUUCCUGCCUUAGCUGGUGCAAAGAAGGAAGAUAAGAAGAUAAGUCGUGAAACAGCAAUUCAAGCAAUAGAAGCAAAACUCAAACUGAUGAAAGAGUCAGAAGAGGAAUUCGAGUUGAACAAGCCAUUGGAGGGCUCGCCAGUUAUACAUCUUUAUCAGAAAGCGGAAAAUCAAAAACCGUCCACCUCCACGCGCUACCACAGUCGUGGCAGUUAUUACCAUAACAACAAACCGUACAGUCGCCACAAAUCAAGAAGAUAAUUGCUAACCUUUAUACAUCCAUAUUCCUCCUAUUUAACAAUCCAUUUACAUUUGUUUUUUUCGUGAUCAUAAUAUUUAUAUUCAUAUAAUCUACAUUUAAUAUAUAUUGUUCAUCAGAGGCUCUGCUCCGUUCUGUCUUAUUAGGAAAUUUUAUAUAUUUGUGAAAAUCUCUUCAGGUAUUUUAUGAAAUAUGAUACCUAAACUACAGACAAAGCAAAUGCAAACUGAUUCCUAUAAACGAGCAGAUGUAUGAAACAUACUAGAGCUACAAAUAUUUUAAACCGUCGAUGUAACGCUCGAUAUGUAUAAAUUGAUGUAUGUGUAUUUUCAUAAUGUAUGGAGACCUUUUUCUAUAACGAACGCACAUGUGACAAGCUUUGGGACAAAAUAUAAGAUGUAUAAAUUAACUUCCAUCCGUGCUUAUGAAUACACAAAGACAUAUAUGUAUGAUA
Dinoponera quadriceps is the source of this 1376-nucleotide messenger RNA. RefSeq names its product probable RNA-binding protein 18. The transcript has 6 exons. The record is from RefSeq and is a predicted model, not a curated record. NCBI's taxonomy places the organism in Eukaryota, Metazoa, Arthropoda, Insecta, Hymenoptera, Formicidae. Bases 313 to 924 code for a protein of 203 amino acids. Gene Ontology annotation, molecular function: RNA binding.